This is a messenger RNA of Paraphaeosphaeria sporulosa, 1275 nucleotides long. RefSeq lists its product as uncharacterized. Gene Ontology annotation, biological process: mitochondrion organization; phospholipid transport. The transcript has a single exon. Lineage: Eukaryota; Fungi; Ascomycota; Dothideomycetes; Pleosporales; Didymosphaeriaceae. Gene Ontology annotation, molecular function: lipid binding. Gene Ontology annotation, cellular component: ERMES complex. Bases 1 to 1275 code for a protein of 424 amino acids. The record is from RefSeq and is a predicted model, not a curated record.
AUGUCGAUUGAUAUCAACUGGGAGAAGCUGACGGGCGGCUCAGAUGGUUCUUUGCGGGCGGAGUCGAUCCGCGCUUUCAUUCAUGACCGAUUCCAGCAGGUGACGCUGCCGCGUUUCAUUCGCUCCGUCCACGUCCAUUCAUUCGAUUUUGGGAGCAUUCCGCCCGAGAUUGAGAUCAAAGACAUCUGCGAUCCACUUCCCGACUUUUACGAGGAGGAUGAAGAUUACCCAGACGAUGACGAAGAUGCGCAGGCACCUGACGAUCGCGGGGCUAGCAACGGCCCUCAAACCCGCCCGACGAAGGAGCGAAGGGGAGGGGCGGAAAAGACAUUGCCUCAGGUAGAACAACUUCCUCCGCAUCGAUCACAUCUAGCGCUGCCAUUUGGAAACACCAGAACCCCGGGCCUUCGCACCACACUGGCGCCUGUCGAACAGCUGGGGAGCCCGUUCAUCCCUAGGGCCUCCACACCUGGCAUCCCCGGAGGAACUUCUAACAUGAACUAUUUUCAUCUACCAUUGGGGGCGGGCCUAUCUGGGACAACUACGCCUCUUGCUGCCGUCGCCGGUGCACAGCUCCAAGGUUGGUCGGACUUUAACAACAUGCGACCGACCACCCCAACCAAUAUGCGUCUUCGCCACGCUCCGUCCAUGAACUCGCUCACCCUGACUCCGCAGUCGAACCCAGACCCCACCACACGGCCGUCCUCCCAACAUCAGCAUGAUGCAGACCGACGGAACUCACUAGCAUCGAAUCAAUCAUCAGAUGACAGCUACGACAGGACACCAUCUCCAUCUAUUCCCCGUAUGCGCGAGAAGAGCCCCGAAGACAUCCAAGUAGUGUCACACGUUCAGUACUCGGGCGAUAUCAAGAUGUCGCUGACUGCAGAAAUCCUGUUAGACUACCCUAUGCCAAGCUUCGUUGGCAUACCGCUCAAGCUGAACAUCACCGGGCUAACCUUUGAUGGCGUUGCUAUCCUGGCGUACAUCAAGAAGCGGGCUCAUUUCUGUUUCUUGUCUCCGGAAGAUGCUGAUGCGCUGAUUGGAAGCGAAACCGGCCUUGACUCUGUACAAUCCGAGGCGCAGAGUCAGGCUCAACGCCUACGGGUCGGUGGUCUGUUGGAGCAUAUCAAAGUUGAGAGCGAGAUCGGAGGGCGGGGAGAGGGCGGACAGGUCCUGAAAAAUGUGGGCAAAGUGGAGUCUUUCGUCCUGGAACAAGUCAGGCGCAUCUUCGAAGACGAGUUCGUCUACCCAAGCUUCUGGACGUUCCUUGUAUGA